CCUCCUCGUCUCCACCGAAUCGAGAGGCCUACACGCGCACGGAGGAAAGGGAGGGAGGGAGGAGGGAGGGAGGUAUGGAGCAGCCAGGCCCUAUCGCUCCAAUGAGCGACUCCGAUGAGGCGCCGCCGGCCGUCCACCGCCGCCCGCCGCGCCCGGCCCGCGGGAGCGGGGGCGCCGUCGAGCGCUUCGCGGCCGCGCUGCGCCGCCGGGUGAGGUCCGGCGCCUCGGUGGCCGCGCGCGCCAGCUUCGCGGCCGACUCCGGGGAUGAGUUCGUUGCCGGCGAGCCCUCCUCCUCGUCCCGCCGCCGCGACACCAGCGGAGACGCUUCGUCCGCCGGCGGCGAGGCGGCUGGUGGCGGCGGCGGCGGCGGCGGCGCCGGGGGAGUGGACUUCUCGGCUUUCACCUUCCGCGCGGCCGCGCCGGUCCACCGGAAGGCCAAGGAGAGCCCCCUCAGCUCGGACGCCAUCUUCAAGCAGAGUCACGCGGGCCUUUUCAACUUAUGUAUCGUUGUUCUGGUUGCUGUGAACAGCAGGCUCAUUAUAGAGAACUUAAUGAAGUAUGGCUUAUUAAUAAGAUCUGGCUUUUGGUUUAAUGCUACAUCAUUGCGCGACUGGCCACUGCUAAUGUGUUGCCUUAGUCUACCUGUUUUCCCCCUUGGUGCAUUUGCAGUUGAAAAGCUAGCAUUCAACAAUAUUAUUACUGAUGCUGCUGCUACCAGUCUUCACAUCUUUCUUACAACGGCUGAAAUUGUAUAUCCAGUGCUCGUAAUUCUUAUGUGUGAUUCUGCAGUUUUGUCAGGCUUUCUGUUGAUGUUUAUUGCCUGCAUUGUUUGGCUGAAGCUUGUAUCUUUUGCACAUACGAACCAUGAUAUAAGGAAAUUGAUCACAAGUGGCAAGAAGGUCGAUAACGAACUCAGCGCAGCUGACAUAGACAAUUUACAAGCUCCAACUCUUGGGAGUCUAGCAUACUUCAUGAUGGCUCCAACACUCUGUUAUCAGCCAAGCUAUCCUCGAACUCCUUGUAUUAGAAAAGGUUGGCUAAUUCGUCAAAUUAUUCUGUACUUGAUAUUUACUGGUCUUCAAGGAUUCAUUAUUGAGCAAUACAUAAAUCCUAUUGUCGUGAACUCUCAACAUCCACUGAAGGGAGGACUAUUGAAUGCUGUGGAGACUGUUUUGAAGCUAUCAUUACCAAAUGUGUACCUGUGGCUUUGCAUGUUCUAUUGCCUUUUCCAUCUAUGGUUGAAUAUACUUGCUGAGAUUCUUCGCUUUGGUGACCGUGAAUUCUACAAAGACUGGUGGAAUGCAAAAACAAUUGAUGAGUAUUGGAGAAAAUGGAACAUGCCUGUGCAUAAAUGGAUUGUUCGUCACAUAUACUUUCCUUGCAUGCGGAAUGGUAUAUCUAAGGAAGUUGCUGUUUUUAUAUCGUUCUUUGUUUCUGCUGUACUCCAUGAGCUAUGUGUUGCUGUUCCCUGCCGCAUACUCAAGUUCUGGGCUUUCUUAGGAAUCAUGUUGCAGAUUCCCCUUAUCGUAUUGACAUCUUACCUCAAAAAUAAAUUCAGAGACACGAUGGUUGGCAACAUGAUCUUUUGGUUCUUUUUCUGCAUCUACGGGCAGCCUAUGUGCGUUCUCUUGUAUUACCAUGAUGUCAUGAACAGGAUCAACUAGACAACAUAAACUUCUGCUGGUCCUUUUUCGGGUUUCAUUCUUCCAUCAUGGAAUCUGAAAAGCAAUAAUUUGUGUUUACUCCCCAAAAACUGCAUCUAUUUUUUAUCGCUUUGCUACGGCCUUCCAGAUUUUUCAAGGGAAUCCAGUGUAUAUCAUUUUAUCAUGUGUAUGAUAGCUAGCCUUAUCUGGCUCUUGUAUCUGUACAUAAGCUUCAUUCUGGUGAGGUUCCACAUGUAACUGUAAUGGAAAUAUCGUUCCCCUUUCUGCACUAGUAGUGCCACCUGCUCAUGAUGCUAGUAUAACAUCAUUUGGUGUCUAGCAUGGAUUAAAGUUAAGUAUGUCUGUAA
Molecule: messenger RNA, 2011 nt
Organism: Panicum hallii
Lineage: Eukaryota; Viridiplantae; Streptophyta; Magnoliopsida; Poales; Poaceae
Product: diacylglycerol O-acyltransferase 1-1-like
Exons: 16
Coding region: 75-1664 (529 amino acids)
Biological process (GO): triglyceride biosynthetic process
Cellular component (GO): chloroplast envelope; endoplasmic reticulum membrane
Molecular function (GO): diacylglycerol O-acyltransferase activity
Source: RefSeq, a predicted model, not a curated record